AAGUAUUUAUUCCCAGUGUGUUUAUAAAAUAAAUAUAAUUUCCUAGUGUUAUCGCCAUGGCGGUGGCCGGCACAUCUUUGGGUAAAACUAGAGGCCCCAUAAUUGACCCUGCGCUAUGCCGAUGCUGCCGUUCCAUAAAGAAAUGCCGUAUUUUAAACAGCGAAUACGAGUGGCUCGGGAAGAAGGAAGUUUACUCCGAUAUGUUGAUGGAUUGCUUCGGCUUACUUCUGUCCCACUUAGACGGGGAACCUAAGGACAUCGGAGUUUGUGCCACUUGUGUUGGACGUCUCCGGGAAGCUGUGAUCUUCCGGCAGCAAGUCCUGCAGAGCGAGCAGGCCUUCCUCAACGCCCGUCAAGAGAAAAAGGAUGAAGUGCCUCUGGUGGAAACUAAAGUGAAGGUGGAACCUGUCCCUGACUCAGACGCGUCCGUGGGCGCACAUGACGAUGACCAUGAUUAUGAGCCAGAAUGCAAAGUGGAGAUAGAGCACAAGAUAGAGCUAAAGUCAGAGACACCCGAGAAGCGUAAGAAAACGCGACCGCGACCCUUAGUGCUGAAGAAGAGAUCGAAACGAGAGCUGUUCGAUAGAGCGCUCGCACUGCAGGAUGAGUUAGAUGAAUUGCUGGACCACGGACCACCAUCCCCGCCUAAGAAGUUAAAGCCACAAAAAAAGGGUCCCGAUGACCAGGACCACAUGGUGUACCACAACACUAUUACAAUAGUGCUUCACUCGUACGUGUGCCCGUUCCAUAAUAGGAUCAGCAACUAUUACUGCUACUAUUGCAGGGAUCAGUUCACGAACCCCGUGGAGCUGCGUGAACACACCAUGCAGCACAAGCCGAGCAUGUUCGAGAGCAUGACGGAAAACAAGAAGAUACCCAAGAUUGACAUCACCAGGAUAGAUUGCAGACUAUGCCCAGCGAAGAUAGAAACACUAGAAGACUUCAAACAACAUAUAAGCAGCGUACACAACAAAAAAAUAUUUCCCGUGCAAAACGAAUUCCUAAAAUUCAAGUUGACCUUAGACAAUAUAAAGUGCACAGAAUGUAAUAGCAGCUUUCCAUAUUUCGACAGUUUGAAAAAACAUAUGAUAGAGCAUUUCGGGACUUUUAUAUGCGACCAAUGUGGAGCCUGCUUUUUAGAACAAAAUUCAUUGAGGACUCAUAUAAAAAGCCAUAAUAAGGUGGAAGCUAAUUUCCCGUGUGAAAUAUGCGGGAAAAACUUGAAAUCUAAAUACAGUCGCUAUUUACACGUAGCGACGGUUCAUGAGAAAAAACCUACAGUGAAUUGUUACAAAUGUGAUUCUAGCUUUCUCUCCUACGCUUUGAGAAAUAGACAUUUAAUAGAAGUGCAUGGGGAUAAAAGAACAUUUCCAUGUAAAUUAUGUGAUAAAGUUUAUAAUAGAAGGAAAACGCUUAUGGAACAUAAUAGGAGGAAUCAUUUAAAAGUAUAUAGGCAUCAUUGUGAUUUGUGUGAUCAAAGAUUCUACCUACCCUCAAGGUUGAAGGAGCAUAUGGCGACGCAUACUGGGGAAAGGAAUUUUCGUUGUGAGUUUUGUGAUAAAUGUUAUCCCAGGUUACAAUCUUUGCAAGAGCAUGUGAGGUCACAUUCGAAUGAGAGGAGGUACAAGUGUGAUAUUUGUAACGCGACAUUUACACAGAAUGGAAGCUUGAAGAGCCAUAUGAAGAGUCAUCAUCAGUUUGAGUUGAACGCUAAUUUCGGAUGAUAUACUCGCAAUCAGUGAGUUACUGUGGACAAAGACAUGUAACUCCGUAUAAUAUGAAUAAAGUCUAAGGAAAAACGUGCCUCGGAAAUCAAGAAAGUCAUUCUCGGAUACAUGGCGCCACACCUUUGGCCUAUGCUCGGGUAGAUGGCGUUGACGACGCCGUUUGAUAUUUAACAAUUUUAUUUUAACACAUCAGUGAAAGAACAGUGGGGAACAUAUUUUGAUACACUUUCAUUUUUAGUUUUAAUCGUGUGUCGAUAGAUGGCAGUAAAUUUACUGUGACUACAAAAUUUACUAUGACAGUAACCCUAUAUACUAUCUAUUCUCUUUGCUGUGGAUUAUACACAAAAAAUUCUAUAAAAAGUUUGUACAAAUUGCGUCGGACAUGACGCCUCGUAUACGUCAGCUACAGCUCCGUUGGUGGAUUGGAGAACGGUAGCCACCCAAACACGUGGGAUUAUUAUUUCAGUAAUUUCUUAAAUUUUGCUGACUGUACAUUUAACAAAUCAAGAUAAAUGGAACACCGAAGUACCUGCAGUGUAAAAAAUGUAAUUAUAAAUUAAGUUUCCACUUUAUUACGAUAUAUUGCUAUAUAUAUCUACGCACUAAACUACAUUGUCAUAAAAUUUAUUUUAGCCAAAAUUACACAAACAAAGCAUAAUUAUGUCAAGUGUUAUUGAUUAUUUAUACCUACUUAAUUUGAUUAUAAUUGAGUUUAUAUAUGUUUCGCCAACUUACGUAAAUUAAUUGAAAAAUUUGUAUCUGAACAAUAAUGAUUAAAUGUGUAUGAUAAUGUAUUUAAUUCCAUAAUAAAAUAUUAGAUAAUUUUAAGUU
Molecule: messenger RNA, 2558 nt
Organism: Cydia strobilella
Lineage: Eukaryota; Metazoa; Arthropoda; Insecta; Lepidoptera; Tortricidae
Product: zinc finger protein 70-like
Exons: 7
Coding region: 57-1724 (555 amino acids)
Cellular component (GO): nucleus
Molecular function (GO): zinc ion binding
Source: RefSeq, a predicted model, not a curated record